AUGGUUGAUUGUAGCAGUAAUCUUCAGGAUCUCGUCGAUUAUAUUUAUAAUUGGACUGUUACAAAUAAUAUGAAACUUAAUGUCACUAAAUGUAAAGAAAUGAUCCUUGACUUUGGUAGGGUAAAACGGAAUUUCCCAGCAUUAUUAAUCGAGAACACUGAGGUUAAACAUGUAAAUUCUGCCCAAAUUCUCGGCGUUACGAUACAAACCAAAAUGAAUUGGAAUGAACACAUUAAUAAAAUUGUUAAGAAAUCUGGGAAAAGAUUGUAUAUGCUUAGGUUAUUGAGACGAGCCAACGCUGACAUUAGAAUGUUAUCCAUCACAUUUACCACUAUUAUAAGGCCAGUCUUAGAAUACGCUUGGCAAGUUUGGCACUUCAACAUUCCAGGUUAUUUGAGUGAUGAUAUUGAAAGGGUUCAAAGAAGAGCUUUGAGAAUUAUUUUACCAGAACUUAGCUACAACGAUGCAUGCAAACUUAUUAAUAUUCCAUCCUUGAAGGAACGACGUGAGAUUUUAUGCGAACAGUUCUUUUUGAGAGAUGAGAACCUUCAAAAAUUGGAUGAAUUUUUACCUAAUAAAUCCUUUUCGGUCUAUGAUACGAGGGGAAAUUGUAAAUAUAAUAAUUAUUAUUGUAAAACAGAACGUUUUAGAAAAUCUUUCUUACUACAAAUUAUUUCGAAAUUAAAUUGUAAAUAGUAGUUUACUCCUUUAUAUUUAAUGAUUUGUAGUAUAGCUGAUGUAAUUUAACCUUCGGUUACAAAAUCAGUAAAUAUAUUUAAUAAUAAUAAUAAUAAUAAUAGAUAAGCAAAAUGCUUUCAACUCAAACUUGCAAUUUUGUUGUAAAUAUUUUUCCCCUUUUUUGUUAUUAAACAUGUUUAUAUCACAAAUAGUCCUUCACCAUCUCAGUAGAGGUUGGUUUUAGUUUAUUUGGUAGUCAUAGGAACCUUUGUAUUAUAUUUUUAAAAUGUUUCCACAAAUAGUCCUUCACUAUGUCAGUAGAGGUUGGUUUUAGUUUAUUCGGUAGUGGUAGGAACCUCUAUAUAUAUGAAACAAGCAAAGAAAAAACUGUAAUUAGUACUUCCUCUAAACGUUAUAGAAAGGUUCCUCUAAAACGUUCCUUUAAAGCACUUGUAGUCAUGUUUUAUCACAUAUAAAACACUCCGCUACGCGUCGUGUUUUAUAUGUGAUAAAACACUCCUACAUGUGCUUUAAAUAGUACAUAUAUAUAUGUGUGUGUGUGUGGUGUGUGUAUAUGUAUAUAUGUAUAUGUAUACAGCUAAUUCAAUUAAGGUUGUCCUUUGAAAACCUUAAACUCUAAAACCUUAAACCUUAAACUCUAAGCGUGCAAAGCAUUAUGGGAGUACGACUUAAGCAGUUUAGAAAGCAUAUAUGGAGCCCAUUUCUUAGAGACAUGGUAAAUAUCUCCCUGCGAAAACAUUUCACUCACAAACAGCUGCAAUAUUUAACUACUAAGCUUGAAAUCAGUGCUCCCAUUAUGCUUUGCGCGCUUAGAGUUUAAGGUUUAGAGUGUAAGGUUUGCAAAGGACAACCUUUUUUGAAUUAGCUGUAUAUGUAUAUAUGUAUGUAUAUAUGUAUGUAUAUAUAUGUAUAUAUAUAUAUAUAUGUAUAUAUAUGUAUAUAUGUAUGUAUAUGUAUGUAUAUAUAUGUAUAUAUGUAUAUAUGUGUAUAUGUAUAUAUAUAUAUAUAUGUAUGUGUUCGUUUUGCAGUUUCAAUAUUUUUUUAUUUAAUAACUCAGUAUAUCAUGGGCACGGCUAGGCACGUCUACAUACAGCCUUGUAUAUAUAUUACUUACUGAGUUAUUUAACCCAUUCAGAACAGGAAUUUCUCAAUAAGGCCAGUUUUACAAAAUUUCAAUGACAUGGGCAAAUAAUUGUAACAAUAUUUUAGGAGAAAAAAUUAAGCUAAUUACGAAAAUUAUAUAGGUUAUGACAUGAAAACUAUGCAUGGACGGAUGGACGCUUGACGCAGUACAAGCAUGACGUUUGGCUAUGUAACCCAUCCAUAACUACUUUGAAAACUUCGCAUGCCAAAGGUCCUCAAGACGGUGCUAGGGCUAUCCUUAAACACAAAGCUGGCAUGGCUGUCAUUAAAGAGGGCCCCCUGUACUUUUUGCGUGAAGCGUGAAGGGCUUAUUUUACUUAGCCGUGAAACGUGAUCGGGCCCCCUAUAAUUUUUGCGUGAAGGGCUUAUUUUACUUAGCCGUGAAACGUGAUCGAUGAUUUUCUUAAUCUGUGACUCGUGAAAAGGCAAAAUAUUUUUACGUGAAAGCAUAUUAUGAAGAGGUAUAGGGGGCCCUCAUUAAAUGGCAGGUAAUGACUCACUCAUGAUCUAUUUUCAACUAUCCAUUUUGCAGUUUAUUUAAAUUUUAGUUUUCUCUGAAAUCCCUGGUCUUGAUUGGCUAACUUUUGCGGGAAAUAUAUAAUUAACUCUACAGUAACUCAUACAACCGGACCCUGGCUAUAAAUUGCCUACUGUUUGCAUUACUAUAUAAAGGCCACGACCACUUGCAAGCACAAUAUCUGCACAAUCUCAGAGCCAUGUUAUGCUGAAAGUUACGCCCUGUGCCAGAAAUUGCGUUGCAUGUUGCAACAAAAAUUGCCUUGUGUAACAUGGCCUUAAAUUAUUUAACUGCUUAACAAAACCAUAUGUUUUUCUUUCACACAUGUAGGUUGUCAUUCAAAAUGCGAAAGAAUUGUACAAGUUCGCUGAGUCUGAGAGUACAAUGAAAGAUCAAGCACCCUCGCGAUACCAGUCUGAAGUGUUAAAGUGA
Molecule: messenger RNA, 2791 nt
Organism: Paramuricea clavata
Lineage: Eukaryota; Metazoa; Cnidaria; Anthozoa; Malacalcyonacea; Plexauridae
Source: the annotation of a GenBank genome assembly